AUGCCUUCAUACACUGUUCUCAAUGUUAAACUACAGCGGGAAUCACCCAGCACUCCAUGGGGAUUUCGGAUGACGGGAGGAAAGGAAUUUAACAGUCCAUUACAAAUUCAAAGGAUAAAUCCGGGCAGUUUGGCUGAGAGAUGUGGUAUACAACCAGACGAUUAUAUCAUUAAAAUAUCGUCAAUAUCUACCGAACAUUUAAAACACCAAGAUGCGCAAGAUUGUAUUAUGAGACAACAAAAUAAUUUAGAACUCACAUUACAACGUGGAGCUGCUCCUGAUCACAAUGACUAUUCAAGCAAUUUAGAAUUUCCUCCACAUCAAUUAAUGACGUCGAAUCAACCAAAAUCAUCGUAUCAUCAACAGCAACCACAAAAAGUUAUUCCUCAGAUUGGAUUACCUGUUGCAAAUAAUCGGGCUUUAUUAACUCAAGCCCAUAAUACACCAAUUGGCUUAUAUUCAGCUGAUACUGUUACAGAUACACUCAAUCGAACAUUAAAAAGUAAUGGAACAAAAAAUGUUGAAGAUUUACAAUCAAAAUAUUUAAAUUGUGAAGAUAAAAUAAGAAAUGAAGCAAGACAAGGACCGUCAUUUAGAGCAUUACUCAAAGGAUUAGAUGAUGGUACUGUAUCAAAUGUAAUAAAAAACGACACCACGAUGUCACAACCGUCAAAUUAUUGGGAACAAAAGACAUUAACAGUACCUAACGGUUUUCGUCCAAUACAAACUAUGAGAAAUGAAUCAAACAUUAAUGAUAAAUUUCAAAAUUUGAACAUGUCAUCUCCGUAUAAAGUCGAAGAACCAUCAAGUUACAAUGAAUUUAAAGCAUCAACUACAAAGGCCAUGUCAAAACCAUCGCCAAUGAACAAUAAUGUAUCAUCAUCACAACCAUCAUUUGCAUCGAAUUCUCCACGAUCAUUUUCAAAUAAACCUACUACGCGUCAAACACCUGCUUCUACGAAUCAAUAUCAACCACAUACACCUUCAACGCCGUCCUUUAACGUUGAUAUAAAUCCAGUAAACAAAGGCAAUCGAGUUCUAAUGAAAGGAGCCAAAGGGAGUGCAUUAUUGACUAAGGAAAUUCCAUCUGGUUCACAAAUUCCCGUAUGCUCUUCAUGUGGUACUGUUAUCAGAGGUCCAUUUAUCACAGCUAUCGGUCGUACAUGGUGUGUUGAUCAUUUUCGAUGUUCAAAUUGUGGAACUAAUUUAGCUGAAUGCGGUUUCGUUGAAGAACACGGAAAAUUAUAUUGUGAAGCAGAUUUUGAGAAAUUUUUAGCUCCAAAAUGUCAUAAGUGUAAUCAGGCUAUACUUAAAGAAUGCUGUCACGCAUUAGAAAAAUCAUGGCAUCCAGAAUGUUUUGUAUGUACAAGUUGUAAAAAAUUAAUUGGUACAGGAUCAUUUCAUGUUGAAGAAGGACAACCGUAUUGUUUAGAAGAUUAUCGUCGAAUGUUUCAAUCUAAAUGUUCGAGUUGUGAUUUUGCAAUUGAAGCUGGUGAUAAAUAUUUAGAAGUAGAAUCAUUGGGUGGUACAUAUCAUGUGGAAUGCUUUAAUUGUUCAAUGUGUCAAACAAGUUUAGAAGGUCAACCGUUUGUUGUCAAAAACAAUAAACCCUAUUGUCGAAUACACGGUCACUAA
This is a messenger RNA of Didymodactylos carnosus, 1635 nucleotides long. The record is from the annotation of a GenBank genome assembly. Lineage: Eukaryota; Metazoa; Rotifera; Eurotatoria; Philodinida; Philodinidae.